AAUUUCGCACUAUUUUAGUACUUCUGAACAACACCAGAGAGUAUUUUACAACACCUAGAUACUGUAUAUCUAGUUGUUGAUCUGGGCAAGCACAGAAGAUCGAUUUUGCUGCUGCCUUUUGGAAUCGAUUCCAUCAAGAAUCGGAAUCCAAGAAAUCGAAAGAAAAUUAAAAUUAUCGAAUCGGAAUGUCAAAGUGCAGCACUGUACAAUAAGCAGACAUGGUAGUAUAGGUUAUUGGUCUCAUUUUGGAGGCAAAUUUGAUGCGAUGUUUUGACUUCGUUUUGUUGUCCGCGUGAGUAUACAUUAGAAGGCAUGACGGGCUUUGCGACUAGGAAGGUUGUUCGGAAAGUCAGAAAGCUGACGAGCAUGUUACACAGAGAAAGUGGGAUUGAGUGCUGUGAAGAACCCACGAAGUACCUGUUUAUUGGAAAUGCUGGACUGACUACUGGCUUGCAACGAGAGUGUCUCGUGUCUCACUUCACCAAAUAUGGCAUUGUUGAUGAUGUAGUCAUGAUUCCUGGUAAAUCAUAUUGUUUUAUAGUGUUUCGUGAUGCUAAUGCUUGUGCAGUUGCUUUUAAUAACCUUCAAGCCAAGCAGAUUGUUCCUGAUUAUCCAGAAGUACUGUAUUUGGCUUUUGCAAGAUCAGUUCCCACAGUUGAAAACAAAGAUUGGCACAAUGGGCCACCAGGCUCUGUUGUGCUUGAAAACUUUGUAAAUGAGACAGAAGAAGAAAUCUUACUACACUGCAUUGAUUGGGGUACAUCAGAUUCUGGUCAGCAUUUGAAGCAUAGAAGAGUAAUACAUUAUGGUUAUGAAUUCCAAUAUCAUAAUAAUAAUAUUAAUAAAGAUGAACCCCUAAAAGAUAAAAUACCAGAAGAAUGCAGUGUUCUGUUUGAUCGACUGAAGCAAAUGGGUUAUAUAACUAGUUGUCCAGACCAGUUGACCAUCAAUCAGUACUUACCUGGUCAGGGUAUUCCUCCUCACAUUGACACUCACAGUGCUUGUGAAGGCACCAUAUUAUCAUUAUCCCUGGGAUCAUCAGUCAUUAUGGAGUUCAAACACAGAGACGGACGAUCCAUGUCGCUGUUACUUCCUCAACGUUCAAUGUUGAUAAUGUCAGGAGAAGCAAGGUAUGCAUGGAGUCAUGGCAUUACUCCUCGGAAAACUGAUAUUAUGCCUUGUCCUGGAGGAGGAUUAAGUGUGCAGAAUCGUGGAGUUCGGACAUCUUUCACUUUUCGUUGGACACGGAAAGACAAAUGUAUAUGCAGUUAUCACUUAGAAUGUGAUUCAUACAAUGAAAAAGAAAGUUCAGAACAAAAUGAUGCAGAUGCUACAGAGCUAGAAAAACUCCAUGUCCAUAAGGUUUAUGAAGAUAUUGCUGAACAUUUCAGCGAAACUCGACACAAACCUUGGCCAAAUGUUCUCGAUUUUGUUCAGUCUUUCCCGAAAGGAAGUGUAUUAGUGGAUGUUGGUUGUGGAAAUGGCAAAUAUUUGGGACAAAACAAAGAUAUUUAUGAGAUUGGGUGCGAUAGUAGUUGGAAUUUAUCAUCUCUAUGUAAGGACAGAGGAUUUCAAGUAUUUACUUGUAAUUGUUUAGCUCUUCCCUUAAGAGAUGAUUCAGCAGAUGCUUGUAUCAGUAUUGCCGUUAUCCACCACCUUGCUAAUGAGAAUCGAAGAUUGAAGGCUGUGCAAGAAAUUGUAAGAGUUUUAAGGCAAGAAGGAAUGGCUCUGAUUUAUGUGUGGGCAAAGAACCAAGAGUACAAUAAUAAGAAAUCGUCCUAUUUGAAACAAAAUUGGCAUAAUAGAAAAUCAAAAUGUAAUAAAACUAAUGCUCAUGAGCCACCUGUGGUAAAUGCAGAAGAAGAGAAGUCUCAAACAGAAAAAUAUUCUAAAUUCAGUGAAUCAUCUUCAUUCUCCCUUCCAUUACACACAAACAGGACCCAAUUUCUUCAUAAAGAUGUUUUAGUUCCAUGGAAACUCAAACCACAAUCUCAGAAAUUACAAACUUCAGAGGUUCGUACAUUUUAUCGUUACUAUCAUGUGUUUGAAAAGCAGGAAUUGGAAGACUUGUGUCUCCGUGAGAAAAAUGUAGAACUUGUGAAAUCAUUUUAUGAUCAGGGCAACUGGUGUGUUAUAAUUAAAAAGAAGUAAUUUUAUGAGAAUCUUUAUUAAUAAUUCGAUAUUUUAGCAUUAAAAUUAUUUACUGUGUUAAAAGUGAAGAUUUUAUUAAAAUGACUGUUGAAAAAAAUUAAUUAAGUUCUCCAAUGAAUAUUUGUCCAGAACCUCCAAUAACAAGGGGACUUUUCCUUUAACAUUAAUCCCCUUAAAUUUGUGCAUGUCUAUAAAUAAAUCCGUUAUCAUUCCUGAAAAUAAACAAAGACAGAACUUUUAUGAAAAAUACAAGUGUCUUAUGACAUAAGAGGUUAAGCUCUUUGAAAUUCUUAUGCAAUAAUAAGUCCCUUUU
Gryllus bimaculatus (two-spotted cricket) is the source of this 2464-nucleotide messenger RNA. The record is from the annotation of a GenBank genome assembly. NCBI's taxonomy places the organism in Eukaryota, Metazoa, Arthropoda, Insecta, Orthoptera, Gryllidae.